UCCACAACACAACACAAACACUUUCUUCCUUCAGUCUCCUUUAGUAGUUGCUCUGCUUCAUCAUCUUCUCUCUAUCUUUGUUGCAAACUUACCAACACAGUACUGAGUUUAAGUGUUCACCAAAAAAAACAAUGGAUGAUGAUAUUGUAGGACUCGGUUUUCGUCCAACAGAACAAGAGCUUGUCAACUUUUACCUCAAACACAAGUUGCUCGGCGAUGAUCCCCGUGUCCACGUCAUCCCUGUCAUUGAUCUUUGCGAUGUGGAACCUUGGAAUGUACCAGUGAUAUUAGCAUCGUCAUCAGCUAUACGAUUUGGUGACCCAGAUUGGUUUUUCUUCAGCCCUGUUGAUUUCAAGUACUUGAAAAGCAAAAGGUUUAACAGGACAACCAAGUGUGGAUUCUGGAAAGCCACUGGGAAAGACCGUGACAUUAGGACAGGGGACACUGAUAACACUGUCAUUGGGACUAAGAAGACUCUUGUUUACUAUCAAGGCCGUGUUUCCUGUGGUGUCAAGUCCAACUGGGUUAUUCACGAAUAUCAUGCUGUUACCUUUCAUGAAAACCAGAGGACUUUUGUUUUAUGUUGCUUGAUGAAGAAACCUGGGAAAACAACUGAAGGCGGAACUGAUCCCCUGAUCUGUGAUGAAGGGGAGCCCAGCAGAAGCAUGGUUUCUGACUAUGAAAAUCAGCCAACAGCAGAAGGAAUUGCAUCUGAAGGUACUUUUACAGGAAUAGAGGCAAUCUUUCAGGCAACCCCUUGGGCAGAGAAUUGCUUCUCCCCAAUACAACAGUCUCCGACUCUUAUUGAGCAGGAAGGAGCAUCCUUUCCAAACUAUGCAUUUAACAAUGCCUAUUUUAGAAAUGAAGACAACAUUAUGCAGACUCCAUUUGAAACUACAAAGGAAGAUGAAUUCCUAAAUUUAAUCUUAGCCGAUGAAAGUAUAGUGAUCAAUGAAGAAAAUAAGCAUGAUUUUGUCAAUAGCUCUACCCAAUCAGAGUCAUUGAAAAGGGUAUCCUGUGAAAGCAGUGAUACAGAUGCUGAAGUCAUCUCUAAACUGGAUGACAAUAUUGUGGAUAUUUCAACAGCAUGUAAUGAUUAUCCUAAUUCAGAUGAAUACUAUUCAUCAAAAAGGUUUAAAUCAUCACAUGAUGCUGUCCAUGGUGGAAUAUGUUUUCUACUUUCUAACCUUGAAGCAAACCAAGAGAAAAACGAGAGUAUGUUUCAAGAUAGUUUCUGGGGAACAGAGACAUCAUCUUGUGACUCCACACUAGAUAAACCUUUGGAGAUCAAUUAUAUUGAUAUUUCUAGUUCUCCUUUCACUCCAUGGAGAUGAGAAAAUUAAUAUCAUUGAAGACCAGUCAAUUUCGUAUGAUGGGAACUAAGAUCUAAGUUAGCUCCAUUAGAUUGGUAGUAGCUAUUUUGGAGUAUGUCAUAAAAUAUGACUAGUUCUACAAUAGCAAAUUUAUUAGAAAACAAUUCUGUAUUAGAAAUUGCAUAAUGGUAGUUAUGCAUAAAAAAUAACUAUGGGCAGUUAUGUAUUAAGAUUUAGGAGCUUAUAUCCUAACAGUAAAUCUAUUAGAAAGUAUUAAAAACUGCAUGAUAGCAGUUAUGCAUAGAAAACAGCCACUAGUAGUUAUGUAUUAAGAGCAUAUAUGUGAUGGUAUUAGUAGAUUGUGUAAUUAGGAAGUAUGUGUAGUUGUUUGCAGUUUAUGGACAGAGAAUACUCUAUGUAGGAGACUUUUGUCUCUAGGACAACAAGUGUAUUUUGUAUCAAUGUAUUUUGUGUGAUUUUAGUAUUUCAAUAAUAUAUUUCAUUAGUUUUUGGAGGGUGAGCAAA
This is a messenger RNA of Glycine soja, 1838 nucleotides long. RefSeq names its product NAC domain-containing protein 69-like. The record is from RefSeq and is a predicted model, not a curated record. NCBI's taxonomy places the organism in Eukaryota, Viridiplantae, Streptophyta, Magnoliopsida, Fabales, Fabaceae. Bases 132 to 1334 code for a protein of 400 amino acids. Gene Ontology annotation, molecular function: DNA binding. Gene Ontology annotation, biological process: regulation of DNA-templated transcription. The transcript has 5 exons.